CCAGAUGACAUGGACCUCAGGUCAGCUUCGGUGUGAGAAGCAGGCCAGGCCUGGGUCUGGAGCCGUCCUGGCCUUCCCAGAUGACAUGGACCUCAGGGUUUAUGGUCCAGCGUCUCAGAGCGUGGUCUUUGGAGAUGUGUGCCCCCUACUCACGUCUCUCUUGGAUGGGUACAAUGUUUGUGUUAUGGCGUAUGGACAGACGGGCAGCGGAAAGAGCUAUACCGUGCUGGGACGCCAUUCGGACGACGGCCCUGUUCUGCCGCUUGACCUACGGAGUGACUUAGGAAUUAUCCCUAGAGUGGCUGAGGAGCUCUUCAGGCUCAUUUCGGAAAAUACCUCAAGAAGCCCAAAGGUUGAAGUCUCCAUAGUGGAAGUUUACAAUAAUGACAUUUUUGACCUUCUGGCCAAAGACAGCAUUGCAGCAGUGUCGGGGGUCAAGCAUGAGGUGAUGACAGCCAAGGAUGGACGGACAGAGGUUGUGCUGCUGGCCUCUGAGGCUGUUGGCAGCGCCUCAAAACUGAUGGAGCUCGUUCAUGGAGGUCUGCAGCUCAGGGCAAAGCACCCCACCCUGGUGCACGCAGAUUCCUCCAGGUCUCACCUGAUAAUUACGGUGACUCUAACCACAGCCUCCUGCUCUGACAGCACUGCAGACCAAGCCUGCAGUGCCACCCUCCCCAGGGAGCAAACAGAGGCAGGAAGGGCAGGAAGGAGCCGCAGAGCUUCUCAAGGGGCCUUGGCUCCACAGCUGGUUCCCGGGAACCCCGCAGGGCAUGAGGAGCAGGUGCAGGCUCGACUACAGCUCGUGGACUUGGCCGGCAGCGAGUGCAUUGGUGUGUCUGGAGUGACCGGGUUGGCCCUGAGGGAGACGGGGUGCAUCAACCGCAGCCUUGCGGCCCUGGCAGACGUCCUGGGGGCUUUGUUGGAGCACCGCAGCCAUGUCCCAUACUGGAACAGCAGGCUCACCCACCUCCUUCAGGACUGCCUCGGAGGUGACGUGAAGUUACUGGUGAUUCUCUGCAUUUCUCCCAGCCAGAGGCACCUGGCACAGACGUUGCAGGGCCUGGGUUUCGGGAUCCGAGCUCGGCAAGUCCAGCGAGGCCCUGCCCGAAAGAAGCCGCGCUCCCAGACGGAGGGGAAGAGGAGGCCGGAUUGAAUGCAUUAAUGAGUUUUUCUCCUAAAACUGUGUUUCUUGUCCUUGCUUUAUAAUGCAUAUAUCCUUAGAAAUAAACAGGUUUCACGU
Messenger RNA from Gorilla gorilla gorilla (western lowland gorilla), 1240 nucleotides. It is a transcript of the gene KIF25, whose product is annotated as kinesin family member 25. Gene Ontology annotation, cellular component: microtubule cytoskeleton. Gene Ontology annotation, molecular function: microtubule motor activity; microtubule binding; ATP binding. NCBI's taxonomy places the organism in Eukaryota, Metazoa, Chordata, Mammalia, Primates, Hominidae. Gene Ontology annotation, biological process: microtubule-based movement. The record is from RefSeq and is a predicted model, not a curated record.